AUGUUAAAUAGAAAAGGAGAAUAUUAUUGAAUGUUCGUAGUUCGUACUUCGUACGCAUUGUGUUUUGGAAAUAAAGCAAACUAUACUGUAAAACAAAUUUUGCACAUUAAAGCUAGUAAAAAUUUUAACACGUCAUUGUUGCACCAGUGUCCGCGUCCACCACCUUCCCAACAUCUUCAAAUACAAUGAAUAUGCCUAACGCAGAUGUAAACCGGGACCAAGUAGAUGUGGUGAUAAUAAACAAACAAGUGAGAGUUAUUCACUGCUGUGAUGGUGUUGAAGAGGAAAUCGAAGAGACAAUGUUAGAUGAAAUUAAUAUGUCUCCAAAUGAUGUGGAAAAUAUUGAGCCUCAAACACUCUCUUGGGGUCCUUGGAUCUCCUACUACACAUGGAAAUCUGGUACCAAAUUAUUAAAAGUAGUUGACUAUGCUGGAGAAACAUUAGCAGAUUUCUUUGGUAUCACAACUCCAAAGUAUCAAAUUGAGAUUAAUGAAUAUGAGCGCAUUCAAGAGGAAAAUAAAAGAUUAGAAGAAGAGUCUGCUGGUUGGGUCCCAAGAAAUAUUGGUGGUGAUAUACCACUGGUUUUGAAUGAACCUGUAAGGGAUAAACAUACAGUCUGAAUUAAAAAUAAUCUAAUCUUAUACUUGGCUUAUGAAACAUAGUCUCAUAAACAUACUUCGAAGAUUAGCAAAUAAAAAACUAUAUAUUUAUAUAUAAGAGCUUUAAAUGGGUUGUCAAGUAUAACUUUAUAGCCAGUGUUAACUUUGUGGUGAAGUGUAUAAUUCCCCAAAGUGAUGUAUUCUAGGUGAGACAUUACAUUCUUCUAUGUUCACAAUAAAAGUUUGUACUGUUAAAGGAAGAUGUCUUAAGAAAAAUGGCAUGUCUUAGACACAUUAUCAACCUUGUGUGAUAUAAUGUCUUUAAAGUUAUGAAUAAAAAAAUUAUUGAAACAGAUGCAAAACUGUAGUUGCCUUGGGCUACUGGCUCACAUAAUUUCCAUACAAAAGUGUAGUUUGGUUGUUCAAGUGAAUAAAAUUAAAUGUAAAUAAAAAAAUUUAAGGCAAUAAAUUAUUUUACUAACUUUGAUAAAUAUAAAUUUUAUAUAUUGUAUUGAUUUAUUGUGGGAUAUUUUUAAACAGUGAUUAUUUUAUAAUUGUUAUAAGUGCUCAUGCAACAAAAAUAAUGUUUCUCAAGCAGUGCUGAUGUCCAAAGAAUGUACACUGAUUGUAUAUGCUUAUAAUGAAAGACUAAAAUUUGGGUAUUUAUCAUUAAAUAGUAACUUAGAGUCGAGUUGAGUUGCGAGUAUAAUAUUGAUUAUUGAUUCCUACAUUAAAAUUAUAAAAUAUUCAUGAAUACUAUUAAAUGACAUAUUAUGGUAUUAUGUAGUUGACUGGUUUUAUUAAGUUGAAAGCUGUAUAUAUUAGUGAAACUGAAAACUGCUAUUAAAAGCAUAUAAUUUGAAUCUGCCUGUUAGGUUCGUAUAUUAUUUGUGUUUAAAUUAGAUCUCUGUUAAUAUUAUUUAAAUAAUAAUAAAUUUUUAUUCAAUACU
This is a messenger RNA of Pieris brassicae (large cabbage white), 1549 nucleotides long. RefSeq names its product protein FAM177A1-like. The record is from RefSeq and is a predicted model, not a curated record. The transcript is spliced from 2 exons. Lineage: Eukaryota; Metazoa; Arthropoda; Insecta; Lepidoptera; Pieridae. The coding region runs from base 186 to 620 and encodes 144 amino acids.